Messenger RNA from Hydra vulgaris (swiftwater hydra), 3143 nucleotides. RefSeq lists its product as uncharacterized. Lineage: Eukaryota; Metazoa; Cnidaria; Hydrozoa; Anthoathecata; Hydridae. The record is from RefSeq and is a predicted model, not a curated record.
AAAUAGUUAUGUCUACUACAAUGCAAUUGUCAACAAAAUCAGUUAUGAAAUGGAUUUCCUACACAUAAAUGUUUGUUUGCUUGUAGCUGCGUAGUUAAACACUAUUUCAACUUUGAAAUUCUGUACACACCGUGUAAGAUUUUAAAUAAAUGAAUGUAUUGUGCACAUUAUCAGGAAAGUGUGAUUGUGUUAUGAAAAGUAAUGUUGUAGCUACCAAAGGUUUUUUUUUUUACUGAGCUGAGUUGUUUAAUAAAAUGUUCCGAGAAAGUUUUUACGAGGAAAUUGAUUCAGAGUACCAUAAAAACAAAUGUAACAAUAAGUACAAAGAGGCUAUACCUGACCCUAUUUAUAUUGAAAUGAACAAAUCAUGCGAAACUUCAAGUGAUCAAAAUCACCAACAAAAUAUAGUUUUAGAUAAAAAUAUAAACACUAACAAUACCUUAACAGUUAACGAGAUAAAAGAUUCAAUCGAAAUAUUAGAUAAAAAACAUGUUAGCGUAACACCCAGGAGUUCAGUGAAGGUUCAUCAUCAAAGUACCAGCUCUACUAGCUCCGUUUCCACGUACUCAAGCAACUCAGAAGAGCAAAAACAAAUUGAUAAUAAUAAGAGCAACGUCAAUAAAAAAAUUAAACAAAAUUAUAUAAGAAACUCAAGCAGAGAAGAUGAAACAGUUUACACAGAAAUUGUCACUCGUAAAAAGAUUACUGAGAAAACAAAAUCUCGAGUAACCAGGCAAUCUGAGAAUCUUAUUCUAAGAGAAGAUUUUGACGAAAACUCAGUUAUUAUUAGAAGAGCUCAUUCUUUGCAUAACUUAAGUUUUGGAGAAAAUACAUCACCAAUAAACAAUUCUUCGCAGCUAUCUACAAAAGAUACUUGCAAAACUCGACAUGAACAUUUGAACGCAAGACAUAGAAGAAGCAACACUUUACAUAGAUCAUCUUACAUUGAAGGAGAUAAAGACGUAAUAAAAUAUGUCAAUCUGCAAUGUUUUUCCCCUAUUAACACAAAAAAUAAUAAAAACAAACAAAAACGAACUUCAGUUUAUAGUAACGUAAGUAAUGUUUACAAGUUGUAUGAAAAUUUCAGCAAUAACGAAGAUUCCGAUGACGGCGUAUAUAAAAAUGUUGUGGAUUUGCCGGCGGAUUACGAUGGAUUGCGAAAUAGAUCAACAAGUCAUCCAAUAGAUAUUAUUCAAUCUGAAAACAGCGAACAACUCCAUUACUCUCAUAUAGACUUUAACGGAGUUUCGUAUCCAACCAGCUCACCAAUAAGUAGCAUAUGCAGUAGUCAAUCAAGUGAAGUAUCCUCAUUUGCAUCGAAUUCAUUAAGCCCUUCCUGCGUAAAUCAAUAUGGUAAACGAGCCGAACGCUAUUCUACUUGGACAAACAGUUCUUCGUUUGGUGGGUUAAAUUAUUAUCCAGCCCAUUAUCUUGGAAACAUCACAGUAUCUAAUGUUAACAAAGAAAGUGUGGACACUGCAGUUAGUACCGUAGCUCAAAAUACAAACGUGUUAGAAAUGAAACCAGUGUACGUAGAGGUCACAAGCGAAUUUAUUCGCUUUGGAACCGCAGUAACGUCCUGGGACCUAUUGGUUACUUUUGCCAUUGAUGAAGUUGUUAGUUUUGAAGUCGUGCUUAAAAAUGCUUUUUUUUUUGGAAUUAUUGCUUGCAAAACAGGAAACGAAGCCCGAUGCUACGUUUUACAUACAGAAAAAGCAAACGAGAUAUACGACGCAAUAAUGAAUGUAUUUCAAACCUGUCCUAAGGUCUCAAGUUCAAAAAGUCUUUACGAUCUUCAGUUUGGCAUGAUACAGCCCGAGUUUCAUCGUUUUCAUUACAUCGUAAAAAUUGGAAGCGUUGCUGUUAAAAAAUGUUUUCCUAAUGUGAACGAAUAUAUAGAAAUUGCUUUAAACAAAGUAAAUCCAAAAGACUAUAGAAAUGUCAGCUUGGAAGUUCUUGGUUCAAAUAUUUUAGUGAUUGAUGCUUCUACAGGAGAAGAGCAAUGUCAUUAUAUUUCUUGGAUAUUAUCUUUAGGUAUAUUUAGUAAAGACUACCGAUACUUUGGUUAUGUAUUAAGCAAAUCCGGAACAAACGGAAAAACAAAAUGUUUUUGCCAUGUAUAUCGUGCAUCAAGAAAUCAUUCCGCAACGCAAGUUGUUGAGGCUAUUUCGUUAUCUUCUCAAAAAACAUACUCUCCAAAAGAGACAUCACAGGUUAGUCCCGUAUAUAGUGAACAAUAUUCAACAUUUAGUGGCUCUUAUUCUUCACUUAAUUCAAAUUCUACUUAUCGUUCUUCAAAUAUAUCAGUUGAAGUAUCUAACUUAUGCAAUAAAAACAAUACAACGUGUACUGAAGAAGCCAUUAGCUUAAGCGAUCGAACGUUAAGUGAUAGUCAUCUUUUGAAUACUAACACAGAAUCUGAAGAGACGUCAUUUACAGUUCCAGACCACCAAUUAAAACCUCUUCAAAGAUUAGAUAGCGGUAUUGGUGAGCAAAGUUCCUACAAGUCAUUAGAGUAUUGUGCAGAUCAAAUAAUGAGUUCUCCAACAGAAAUGAAAUUCAACAAAGACUGUAAAAAGAAAUUUAAACCAACAAAGUUAAUGGAAAAAUUUAGAAGAAGCUUGGUACUGCCUAGCGAAACUCCAACUAUUGAUACAGAGCCUUCAAAAGAAUUUUCUUUGUACGCAAAACCUCAACUUAAAGAGUAUAAGUUUCAAGUCAAAUAUAUAUGUUCAACAAUUAUAACUCCGCCAUUGAAGUCGAAACAUAUACGAAAAUGUUAUAAGCAGUUUCUUAAAGAAAUGGCAAAAGGAGGAAAAUUAGUAAGUAACACAAAAUGCAUCGGAGGCAGCUUAGUUGGUCUAGAAAUAAACUUAAAGGGUAUAACAAUGACCGAUCCCAAUCAGAACAAUUACACAAUCAGAACAUUUUCAUUUGAAAGUUUAGAGAAUAUUGUAACUCAUCCAGACGGAUUAGAAUGCUUUGGAUUUAGUACAUCUGACCCUUCACAAAAAUGUAAGCAUAAAAUGCAUUUAUUCAGUGCACCCUUGAACCGUCUCAUGGAUAUUAAAAGCGCCUUUGAAAAUAUUGUUAUAUAAAAAUAUAUAUCUUCUAUUUGGCAUAAAUAAUGAAAAAAAUUAAAA